Mesoplodon densirostris (Blainville's beaked whale) is the source of this 2258-nucleotide messenger RNA. It is a transcript of the gene CCDC137, whose product is annotated as coiled-coil domain containing 137. Lineage: Eukaryota; Metazoa; Chordata; Mammalia; Artiodactyla; Ziphiidae. The transcript is spliced from 7 exons. The record is from RefSeq and is a predicted model, not a curated record. The coding region runs from base 64 to 945 and encodes 293 amino acids.
GGCAUGGGACCGGACCGUGCGGGAGUGCGGAAGUGGUUUUUCCUUUGAGCGUAGGGCGUGCAGAUGGCGGGAUCCCGGCGCCGAGCUGCGGUGCCGGCGAGGACGGCGGGGACGGCGAGGCUAGGGAGCCCAGGGCGACCGCAGGGCCGGAGGCAGCAGGAGCCGGGGAAGCAGCGCUCGGCGCCACGGCCGGGGCCGCGCAGCAAAGAAAAGAAGAAAGUGAAUUGCAAGCCUGAGAACCAAGAUGAACAGGAAAUCCCUUUCCGGCUCCGAGAGAUCAUGAGGAGCCGCCAGGAGAUGAAAAACCCCAUCAGUAACAAGAAGAGGAAGAAAGAGGCCCAGGUGGCCUUCAGUAAGACGUUGGAGAAGGAAGCAAAGGGAGUGGAGCCGGACAUCGCUGUACCCAAGUUCGAGCAGAAGAAGUGGGAGUCCGACAGGGCCUACGUGCAGCGCAUGGAGCAGGAGGCACAGCAUGUGCUGUUCCUCAGCAAGAGCCAGGCCGGCCGGCAGCCUGAGGUGCAGGCGGCUCCCAAAAAGGGGAAGUCGGAGAGUAAGAAAGCGUUCCAGAAGCGACGGCUGGUUAAGGCCCAGCAGAGGAGGGAGGAAAAGGCAGCAGAAAGGCUGGAGCAGGAGCUGCUCCGAGACACUGUGAACUUUGGUGAGGUUGCCCUGCAGCCCCCAGAGCUGACUGCCAAGCCCAGGAUGAGCACACGUAGGGACCAGCCUGGCAAGAAAUCUCUGAUGCUGAAGAUGCUUUUAAGCCCUGGCGGUGUGUCCCAGCCUCUGACCACCUCUCUGGCCAGACAGCGGAUCAUGGCGGAGGAGAGAGAGCGGGCUGUGAACGCCUAUAGGGCGUUAAAGAAACUGCAGCGGCAGCGGCAGGGGGCUCAGUCACCACAGCCACCCCACCUCCCUUCUGGGAAGAAGCCAAAGACGCAGCUGUGAUGCAUCAGGACCUUUCCUGGACGUCAUGUUUCACAUCAGAGGAAAAGUGCAUAGUGAUUGAAACCAAGUGAGCCCACGUUUGAGUAACAAAGAAAGAAGGAGGAACUCUCAGCCAUUUUCACUCUUAAAAUCGUGUCUUAUGAAGGUACAGGCAUCAGCAGUCAUCUCAAGGCAUUGAGCCAACAUCACACUAUUCACUGUGUCAUUUUUACAGGAGGUUGAUAGGCAACAUGUACAAAGUUUAAAAAUGGGGAAUUCCCUGGCGGUCCAGUGGUUAGGGCUCUGUGCUUUCACUGCCAAAGGCCCAGGUUCAAUCCCUGGUUGGGGAACUAAGACCCCACAAGCCACGAGGUGUGGCCAAAACAAAAACAAAACCAUAAAAAAUAUGCAAAGCAGAAUGAGAAAUACUAUGACAUUUAGUUUGUAUGACGGUUCUAAACCAUGACCCUAGACCUGAAGGUAGCCAGCUGAACAAAUCAAAGGACCAGAGAGAGUCAGGUGAAAUUUGGGCUUGUGUCCUCAUUUUGUGUAAUUGAGUUUCUACUCCAAAAGUGUUUAUCCAAGUAGUAUUUGCAAUCGUACAAAUGCCUCCUUGUUCAGCAAGUAGGAAAUCGAAGGCUAUGUGGUUGUCUAAAAGUAUUUUAGCCAGUGAGUCAAGUGACCAUUGUUGGGCUGCAGAAUCAGCCAGCUCUGAUAUCAGGGGGAGAUUUCCGAUCACGUUCUCAUUGGCGCUUACGCCGACCCAAGGGGGUUUUGAUGAGAACUGGCCAAAUGGCACAGACUCGUAGCACUUGACCAAUACAGUGGGUUCCCCAAUCACUAUGAAGUUCAAGAAGCGUUCCUCUCCGAUGGGAUCUUAGCCACAGAGGCGGCAGUGGCUUGUCUACGUGGAAAAGCUUCAGUCCAUUGAGGAAACAUGCACAUCAUUACCAGGAAUUAUUUAUACCCAUGGGAUGGUGGGCAGCUCUGUGAAACCCACUUGCCAAACCUCGAAUGGUCCAUCAGGCAAUUUGGAGCGCCUGGGAGGGAGCAGUGUGGAGUUUUUCUGGACUAUUUUGGGAAUGUGACACCAACCCUGGAUCCAACAGCUUCCCACAAAAUACUGCAUAAUAUUUGGCUCACAGGCUCUAGAGCACAAACUCAGUAAUUGUGGCACAUGGGCUUAGUUGCUCUGCGGAAUGCGGGAUCUUCCCGGACCAGGGCUCGAACCUGUGUCCCCUGCAUUGGCAGGUGGAUUCGCAACCACUGCACCACCAGGGAAGUCCCGAGGUAGUUCCUUAAAAUAAAUUUCAUUCUCUCUUUUUCCCUCUCUC